Molecule: messenger RNA, 840 nt
Organism: Vicia villosa (hairy vetch)
Lineage: Eukaryota; Viridiplantae; Streptophyta; Magnoliopsida; Fabales; Fabaceae
Product: major allergen Pru ar 1-like
Exons: 2
Coding region: 106-585 (159 amino acids)
Biological process (GO): defense response; abscisic acid-activated signaling pathway
Cellular component (GO): nucleus; cytoplasm
Molecular function (GO): signaling receptor activity; abscisic acid binding; protein phosphatase inhibitor activity
Source: RefSeq, a predicted model, not a curated record
UCUCUCAUCUCACUCUCAUCCAACUGCAUUUUCAACUAUAUAUUCUAUAUCUCUUCACUUCAAGUUUCUUGCCUUUCAUCUUGUAGUUCUAAUUAACUAAGGAAUAUGGAUGCAGUCACAUUCACCGCGGAGUUCACUAGCACGGUUGAGGCCGGGAGGUUGUUCAAGGCUUUGAUCCUUGAUGCACAAAACCUCAUCCCCAAGCUCAUGCCAGCGAUUAAGAAUAUUCAACUCGUUGAAGGCAAUGGUGGCCCCGGAAGCAUUCAACAAAUAACUAUUGUCGAAGGUACUAGCACCAAACAUGUGAAACAUAGAAUUGAUGCAAUAGACAAAGAGAAUUUCACAUAUAAUUAUUCAGUGAUCGACGACGAGGGUAAGCCGGAAAUCCUUGAAUUGGUUUCACAUGAGGUCAAGAUUGAACCUAGUAAAGAGGGUGGUUGCAAGAUCAAGAAUGUUAGCAAGUAUCAUCCCAAAAAAGGAGUUGAGAUUAAAGAAGAGGAAUUGAAGGCUUCUAGGGAGGAAGCAUUGGUUGUUCUCAAAGUAGUUGAUGCAUAUCUUGUUGCAAACCCGGAAGCCUAUGCUUGAAGUGAUCUUAUGAGAUAGCUUUGCAUAAUUACAUUAUAUUAUUAUGAUGUACUUUAAGUUUAAAUAGUUAAUAAGCUUAAUUUAUUUUGAAGCCAAGUAUGAUAUGGCUAAUAAUAAGACUUAAUUGUGUGUUUGUGCUUAUUGGGGUUGGAUAGGUAAGGUACAAUAAGAUUUAUUAUUGCAUGUUUGUUUGGAUAAAAUUGAUUUUGCGCAUUGAUCAAUUUUGUUUAAGUUUGAAAUAAAGUGAUAUAUAUA